AUGUUAACUCUCGAGGACCUUGAAGAUAUUGAUGUGGAGCAGGAAACUGUUCUUGACCGAUACUAUUCCAAGAAAUAUUACGUUGAUGCGGGCAAGGUUGAGGGAAAUGAUCAGAUAGUGGCUCAACAUCACAACGGGUUGUGCGUGGUUAUGAUACCUCCGACUCACCCAAUCUGCUCAAAAACAGUGCAGAGUGUUGAUUACAAGAUUAGUGACACAUGUGAUCGGUCUGACAUCGUUUUGUCCGGCAAAAAGAAACGGGGAGCUUCGUUUAUGAAUCCCCAAUCUAAGAUGUGUACUGUGGUGUGCACAGAUGGUUCAUCUUACGUUUUGCUAUGUGGUGUUCGGGGUAAACUGUUAGAGGUGAACGAGGCCUUGAAGACUUCACCCCAGCUUCUAUCCGAACGAUGUGAUUCAGACGGGUACAUUGCGAUAAUUCAACCGAAGAAAGAAGAGGAGAAGAAUGCGCUGAGAGAACUUUUGUCCGAAGAGGAUUUUGUAAAACAUAAACAAUCCAGGACUAAUAACAAACAUAAACUUAAUGAGACUGAGGAAUCUGAUUCAAAGAGACUUUGUCAAUCAUAGCUGGAUCGGGAUAUAUUGGAUUGUCAAAUUAUAUACUUUGCCGGAGAAACCGCCAAAUUAUGAAGUUUUAUGACGAGGCCACUAUCGGUCACGGUUUAAAAGUUUAUGUAUUGUGACGCGCGGGACAAUUUUAUCAGCCUAAGCUUGCGGCUCUAUUUGUAAUUUCACGUGUUUCAGUUUCUACGUAGCGCGCAACAGAAAAAAUGUUUCGGUUUACAUAUUAUAG
Molecule: messenger RNA, 811 nt
Organism: Bolinopsis microptera
Lineage: Eukaryota; Metazoa; Ctenophora; Tentaculata; Lobata; Bolinopsidae
Product: protein Abitram-like
Exons: 5
Coding region: 1-585 (194 amino acids)
Biological process (GO): regulation of actin filament polymerization; dendrite morphogenesis; regulation of filopodium assembly
Cellular component (GO): filopodium tip; nucleus; dendrite
Molecular function (GO): actin monomer binding; actin filament binding
Source: RefSeq, a predicted model, not a curated record